Messenger RNA from Labrus bergylta (ballan wrasse), 1727 nucleotides. RefSeq lists its product as uncharacterized. Lineage: Eukaryota; Metazoa; Chordata; Actinopteri; Labriformes; Labridae. The record is from RefSeq and is a predicted model, not a curated record.
AGCGCGCACUCCGUACUUUCCCAGCGUCACACACUCGGUGGGAAUGUUGACUUAAUGUAAUUUGAAGGUGUAUUAAUAGGAAGUUCCUCUAACCUCGUUGAGCCUGCUAAAUGAAAUGAUUUUGACGCCAUGGGGACAGCGCAGAGUUUCAUAGUGUCGUCGCUCACAGUCUGCUCCGUGUGUUUCCUCUAUGUUCACAUUUACUUAUCACAUAUGGCGCUCAAAAGAAGUGUCCUCGACGACCACAGUCUCCCGAGCUCCGUGUUUCUGUACAUCAAAUACUUGAUCCGGAUCCUGACUCGGAGGAGAGGCCACCUGUACUCAGAAAGCAAACAGAGUGAGGUGGACUACACAGCUCUGAACUGCAGGCUGCAGGUCCCCCUGUUGAGGAGGUUUUGCAGUGCUGCAGGGUACGGUUGGGACUACCCAGACACCGACUACAGAGACACCCCCCUGUGCUUCCCUGAGUUCCUGUGCCGCAGACUGCUCCUCAUGGUGCUGACUGAUGGAAAGUUCAGACUCAGUCCUGCAGGUCUGGUUCGGGUCCGUCAGAGUUUGAAAACCCUGGAGCCGGUUGAUGAACUGAAGAAGGGUGUGUUCAUGCUGCGGGUUCGAGUCCUGGAGUACCGGCAGCUGGAUGCAGGAGUGGAGGUGGACGUCUGCCUGAGCGCCACCUCUCGUACGGGACGUCUGGUGUGGGAGAGCGUCCUGACUCUGCUGUCAGAAAGAAAGGAACACAAAGUGGGCGGAUGUUUACUGAAGAAUGAAAACCAGAGCCAGCAGGACGAGCCUGUCCUGGAGAAUGUGAAGCAGGUAGACUUACCAGUUCCCAAGACUGCUGCUCUGCAGGGUGUCUGGUCCUUCUCUGACUCCUCCCCCUUUCGGCUCCUUUUUCUCUUGGCCUGGCUCCUCGGCAGGAUGCAGACUUCCCCGAGUCUCUGGAUGCUGUCUGUCUGCCUGGCUGAGAUAGAAAAGCACAAAGGGGUAGGAGUCAUCACAGCUCCCGUCAGCAUCACAGCCCAGUUCACGGAGCCUCUGUGGACACCAGGCAGGGUGACGCUCAGGUUUUGGGACAGCACUGAAAGUAUCGGGGGUCCGGGGGGGCCAGGGGAUCCGGGGGGUCCGUCUUCAGCCCGAGGCGUCCGUUUCCAAAUGCAGCACCAUGAGAGGAACACGUGUCACGUGAUGGGACUGAUUUCAAAGUGUUGAUGAACACAGAAGGUUGAACUUUGUUUGUCAAUAAUAAUUACUGUGACGUUCUUCUUCUCCUGUUUCAGUUCUAACAGAGUUUAAAUAUUAACCCUUUCACACUACGUUCAUCACAAAGUGUCAGGAAUGUGUAGAAGUGUGUGGAAGCAAGUGUGUGAAUGUGUAGGUGUGACCUGCGGAGUAAAAAAGCUUUGAGGAGUCAGAAGACUAAGUCACGACCCGCCUCUUAAGGCCUGAACAAAUCACAGGAAACAAACGGGUUUUAACCAAUGGGUGUAAAGUUUAUUACCAACAUACCACAACAAUACAAACAUGGAGCUGUGGUGUGACGCUCAGGAUGGAUGGAGAGAGAGAGAGUGGGAGGUUGACAGCCUGUUCUUAAAUAACCUAACACCUGGGAGACUGCUCAUGUCUACUGGCUGGAGGACCGUCACAACUAGAAAAUAAAUAUACAAGUUCAAGUCCAUUUCCAAUCUUGUUUUACAACAUGCAGUGUCAAUAAAUGCAUCUAAAUGGAA